AUGCUCCCCCUCCCGCGCGCAAUAGCGCGCCCGCUGCGCUACUAUUGCGCCGCGACCGUCUACCUUUCCACCAUGGGCCUCGUCGGCUCGGCCGCGACGUUCGUGUCGCUCGUGCUGAACGCGAUAGGCCAGGGGUACAUGACGAACUACUACGUCGCGCGCAUAUUCUACAUCGUCGCGAGCCGCGUGAUGGGCGUGAAGGUCCGCGUCGAGGGCGCGGAGUACCUCGAGCGCGACGACAUCGACAGCGCGGGGCGGAUGAAGGCGGACCAGACGGGCGUGACGACUGGCCCGGCGAUAGUCAUGAACAACCACCAGUCGAUGCUCGACAUCCUCGUCGUGGGCAAGACGUUCCCUCGGCAGACCACAAUGAUCUCGAAGCAGUCAAUCAUGUUUACGCCGCUCGGGCCGUUCAUGCUGCUCGCCGGCUGCAUAUUCAUUGACAGGGCGAACCCCACCGCCGCUCGGAAGAGCUUGCACGAGGGCGUUCAAACGAUGAAGAGGCAUAGAUUAGGCGUCUGGAUCUUCCCUGAAGGCACCCGGCAUCAGUCCCCCACCCCAUCCAUGCUCCCGCUCAAGAAAGGAGGCUUCCACACCGCCGUCGAGGCCCAAAUACCCAUCAUCCCCGUCGUGACCGAAAACUACUGGUGGGCAUACCGCCAGGGCGUCUGGGGCUUCGGCGAAGACGGCCCGAACGAGUUGCGCGUCAAGGUCCUCCCGCCCAUCCCCACCGCCGGCCUGACGAUCGACGACAUCCCCGAGCUCGUCACGCGCGUGCGCGACCAGAUGCUCGUCGCGCUCCGCGAGAUCAGCCGCGACGGCCCCGCGCCGCGCGCGGACGACAAGACCGCGCAGCUCAGCGUCGGCCCCGCGCCCGAGAAGAGCCCGCUGCCCAGCCCGCCGCCCGAGGAGGCGCCGAAGCCCGUGGAGGGCAGCGCGCCGAGUGAGAGUGGGUCGAAUGGGACGGAGGAGGAUGAGGGAAUGGUGCUUGUGGGGCGGCCUGAGUAG
Schizophyllum commune H4-8 is the source of this 1008-nucleotide messenger RNA. Its product is annotated as acyltransferase-domain-containing protein. Gene Ontology annotation, molecular function: 1-acylglycerol-3-phosphate O-acyltransferase activity. Gene Ontology annotation, cellular component: membrane; endoplasmic reticulum. Gene Ontology annotation, biological process: phosphatidic acid biosynthetic process. The record is from RefSeq and is a predicted model, not a curated record. NCBI's taxonomy places the organism in Eukaryota, Fungi, Basidiomycota, Agaricomycetes, Agaricales, Schizophyllaceae. The coding region runs from base 1 to 1008 and encodes 335 amino acids. The transcript has 5 exons.